AUGGAAGUCAACCGAGGCACCAUUGAUGUGAGCUAUAUCGUGACGGAUUGUCCGCAGUGCCAUAGACUCGGCCUGACCUACCAGGCCAAGUUGAUGUGUUGCUUCGGCAAGUAUGAUGGUACGCUCAGUGCCGUCAUCCAGUAUAGCAUAGUAGAAAUAGCUGAGAAAAUAACUCUUGUUGAAAGUUUCCUGAACUGCCACGUGUGUUCAGAGACUUUCAGAGAUCCUGUGUCUCUGAGCUGCAACCACAGCUUCUGUUCAAGCUGCCUGCAGAAAUUCUGGGAACAAGCUGGAAACAAAAACUGUCCCAUUUGUAAAAGAAAAUCAUCAAAGGAUUAUCCAGGAGUCAACUUUCCACUGAAGGAACUGGCUGACUCCUUUGCUGAGAGACAGAAAACUGGAUCAUCUGAGACAGAAAAAGGAGAGAAGAAGGUGGAGGAGGUGUGUAGUAAACAUAAAGAAGAGCCUCCAUUGUUCUGUGAGGACGAGCAGAGAGCUGUGUGUCCUGUCUGUGAGUUUUCUCUCCACCAGAGUCACAAGGUGGUUCCUGUAGAACAAGCAGUCCGGGACCUGAAGGAGCAGCUGAAAUCUGACUUAGAGUCUCUGCAGGACAAGAGGGACAAAUACAAACAAGUGGAGGAAACAUACAAUGAAGUGAUUCAACAGUCCAAGAAGCAGCUGUUGUCCACAGAGAGGCAGAUCAGAGCAGAGUUCAACAAGCUCCACCAGUUCCUGAAAGAGGAAGAGGAGUCCAGACUGGCAGCUCUGAGGGAGGAAGAGGAGCAGAAGGGGAAGACUGUGAGCAGAGAGAUGAAGAAGAUUCAGGAGCAGAUGUCCUCUCUGUCAGACAGGAUCUCUGCUGUUGAAGAAGAGCUGCAGAAACCCAGCGUGCCAUUCCUCAGCAGUUAUAAAGCCACUCAGACCAGAGCCAGAGUCCAGCGCUCACUGUCAGAUCCACAGCUGCUCUCAGGAGCGCUGAUAGAUGUGGCCAAACACCUGGGCAACCUGUCCUUCAGAGUCUGGGAGAAGAUGAAGGACAAGGUCCACUUCAGUCCUGUCAUUCUGGACCCAAACACUGCAAACUGCUGGCUCUAUCUGUCUGAUGAUCUGACCAGUGUGAGACGUGGAGACACAAAGCAGCAGCUUCCUGACAAUCCAGAGAGAUUCAUUAAGUAUGCAGAAGUUCUGGGCUCUGAGGGCUUCAGCUCAGGGAAACACAGCUGGGAGGUGGAGGUGGGAGACCAUCCUGACUGGACUGUAGGUUUGGCUAAAGAGUCAGUUGACAGGAAGGGAAAGACAUUUCCCUCACCAAAAUAUGGAUUCUGGUGUUUAAGCAUCACAGUGGAAAAUACACUGAUGUUGGUAGGACUGUGUCAGAGUGAAGAAGAGUCUCCAGAGAAUCAGAGUCCAGCUGGACUAUGA
Molecule: messenger RNA, 1422 nt
Organism: Micropterus salmoides (largemouth bass)
Lineage: Eukaryota; Metazoa; Chordata; Actinopteri; Centrarchiformes; Centrarchidae
Product: nuclear factor 7, ovary-like
Exons: 3
Coding region: 1-1422 (473 amino acids)
Molecular function (GO): zinc ion binding; protein binding
Source: RefSeq, a predicted model, not a curated record